AUGUCAGCCCAAGAAGAAUUCGACCAGCUGGUGCAGAACAAUCGUGCCCAUACCUCGUCCCACCCUGAAGACCGUGACGACUCCCCGCACUUCUCCGACGACAACGACUCCCUCUCCUCCCCACCACGCAACCUGCGCCAACGUCGCGUGAUUGACUCCUCGGACGAAGACGAGGAUUUCGACGACAACAUGGUUUCCUCUCGUGGCAAUUACCACGUUCCCAACACCGUUUUCGAAGCCAACACUGGUCCCAAGGGUGUCAUUGCCGAUGCCCAGGCUUUUGAGCGCGCCCGCAAGAAGUCCUUCCGCAAGACCCUCCUCAGUGCCGCGGGUUUCGACUCCAAUGGCCCUGCCUUUAACAAGGGAACUCGGGAUGAGCCACCAGCUCCCGCACCUGAGGGUUCCUCUGGCAGUGAAGAUGAUGAGGAGCGGUUUAUGCGCAAGUGGCGCGCCUCGCGUAUGCAGGAUUAUCAGAACCGCGGCAUGCGGCGUCCCUCCCCACGUGGGCGAAGCUUCGGAUCUGUAGACACUGUUGAUGCGGCGGGGUAUCUCGAUGCUAUUGAGAAGGUUACCUCGGAUACUGUCGUUGUCGUGUGCAUUUAUGAUCCUCACUCCAAUGACAGUGCUAUUGUCGAGGAGUGCCUCGUCACCAUUGCUCGCAGACAACCUACCACCCGUUUUGUCAAGCUGCAUCAUGAGAUUGCCGAGAUGAAUCACAUUACAGCUCCUGCGCUACUGGCCUACCGUGGUGGUGAAGUCUUUACCACAAUCACCGAUAUCAUUCGGAACAUUCCUAAGGGCCGUAGCUGUAGUGCUGAUAGUCUGGAGGACCUGUUGAAGUUGAACCGCGUGGUUUGA
Messenger RNA from Penicillium subrubescens, 858 nucleotides. RefSeq names its product phosducin family protein. The record is from RefSeq and is a predicted model, not a curated record. Gene Ontology annotation, biological process: regulation of G protein-coupled receptor signaling pathway. The coding region runs from base 1 to 858 and encodes 285 amino acids. The transcript has 3 exons. Lineage: Eukaryota; Fungi; Ascomycota; Eurotiomycetes; Eurotiales; Aspergillaceae.